Rhododendron vialii is the source of this 754-nucleotide messenger RNA. RefSeq lists its product as uncharacterized. NCBI's taxonomy places the organism in Eukaryota, Viridiplantae, Streptophyta, Magnoliopsida, Ericales, Ericaceae. The record is from RefSeq and is a predicted model, not a curated record. The transcript is spliced from 2 exons. The coding region runs from base 90 to 470 and encodes 126 amino acids.
UAAGUCAAGUUACAGAUUACAAGUAUCCAGAGGUUCCGGACGGAUUUUAUUUUAAUGAACGUCUCCAUUGGCUUACUGUGGGUACCCCUAUGACUGUUGCUGGUUUUGAUAUGUCGGGUGAGAUUUUAAGGGAAAUCAAGCUGCCUGCUUCUUUUGAUAAGUAUAGGUAUUUUGGUGAGUUCACUGAUCAUCAAAUGGCGGUUAUUGGGGGUUCUUUCUCUUUGUUGUUGUGGCCGAGUCAUGACUACGGAGUUGAAGUUUGGAUGAUGAAGAAGUACGGAGUAAGAGACUCGUGGACCAAAUUUACGAUUUCUAAUCCUUGGUCGGGAAUAUUCUAUGUGUCGUAUUUAUCAGCUGAAGACAAAUUUGUGUUGGCAAUAAGGGGAAAGAUAUUUUAUUUUUACAAAGAGAUAGCGGAUGAGUCUGUGGGAAACAAACUGGAUCAUAGUUGUUUCUGGCAUUCCAACUGAUUUUUAUAUUGGGGACCUGUACCUCGAGACCCUCGUCUCUCCUAAUUACGGAGGACAGAUUCGGAGACACAGUGAAGCUUCUUUAGGUGAAAGUUCAAAGCCUUAUCAGGUAUAUUUUCAACAUAGAAACCACUCUGUCCCUUCUAAUAAUUGAUUAGUUGUAUAUACAUGUCAUAUAUUACAUGAGCUUCCAACAAGCUGUCGGUAGCAAUUUCAUUAGUUUGGCUCUGGUAAAUGGAACAUAUUUUGAUCGAGGAUAUUGAAAUAGAGGCUUUGAAAUGUUA